AUGGCCGCAAUGGCCGCACUCCAUCCAAAUUUGCUCCAGAACACCACUCCCGACAUUGGCGGCGGGCACAUUCAAAUCCCAAGAAUUGAGCCGAUUGCCGAUGGAAUUGACGAGCAUGGUAUUGAAGAAGACGUUGWUGAUGAGGAUGGAUUCGAUGAAUUUGACGAAGAUUGGGACGUGAGAGACCAGCUCAACACAGACUUGAGCCUCAUCAAGCGCACCGGCAAGUUCUUUGCCUACUUUCGUCCGAAACCCUCUGCGCCAAAUCCCGGCUUGGAGAUAGAAGGACUUCGCCGGUUUGGUAUGCCCUUGCAAGACCAUGACAUCCAAGCCAUUAUUGCCGAGAGUCACCGGGCUCCGUAUGGUAAAGGCACGGAGACCAUUGUCAAUGAAGAUGUGCGAAAGACAUGGGAGAUAGACGGCUCUCGCGUCAGACUUCGGCACCCCGCAUGGCCCGCGGAGCUCGACAAGAUUGUGUCUACAGCAUGUGAGCAACUUGGAGUGGCUGGUGGUACCAGGGUCGUGGAGGCGCAGCUCUACAAACUUCUUGUCUACGAAGAGGGAGCAAUGUUCAAGCCGCACAAGGAUUCCGAAAAAGCGCCUCGCAUGUUCGGAACCUUGGUCGUCUGUCUGCCAUCCCUUCACACUGGAGGAGAGCUGAUCGUGUCGUUCAAUAAAGAGCGCCACGUUCUGGCCACAGCACCGUACUCUGAAUGGACAUCGACAUGCAUGGCCUGGUAUGCAGAUGUUAUUCACUCGGUGGAGCCUGUCACAUCUGGACAUCGUGUAGUUCUCACUUACAACCUUGUGGCAAAAGGCUGGCACCCGCCGCCAACGGCGCAAAGUCUCCAGGUUCACAUCGACCAAGUCAAGCAAACUCUCAUCCGUUGGAUGGAGAUCAGCUCUCCCGCCUUCCUGGUCUACAAUUUGGAGCACAAUUACACGAACGCCAGUAUCCGAGCGAGUGAUCUGAAAGGUACAGAUGUGCAUCGCGUGCAGUGUUUGAUGCAUCUGCAACAAGAACUUGGCAUUCGGUUGUUUCUUGGAAGCUUGGAGAAGUCUGUAUCGGGCUCUUGCGAGGAGAGUUGGGGCAGAGGAGGUGGCUGGGGAAGACGCCGUGGCUAUGGCUAUUACGACGAAAGCGAGGAUGAGGACGACGGCGGAAUUCAUCCGAUUGAUGACGAGCAUGAUAGCUCGUUAUCUUUGCUUUCAGUUGUGGACCUUGACGGCAACGUCGUGGCUCGGAACAUUGCGGUGGACGAAGAUGAGCACAUUGUCCAAAUCGGGUAUCUCGAGGGCCGCGACCCAGACGACGAGGACUACGAAGGGCACACAGGCAACGCAGGUGCGCAGGCCACACAUUGGUAUCGGGAUACGGUAAGCUUCUCAACACUGCGGGUUGAACUUUGA
Ramularia collo-cygni is the source of this 1410-nucleotide messenger RNA. RefSeq lists its product as uncharacterized. Lineage: Eukaryota; Fungi; Ascomycota; Dothideomycetes; Mycosphaerellales; Mycosphaerellaceae. The record is from RefSeq and is a predicted model, not a curated record. The coding region runs from base 1 to 1410 and encodes 469 amino acids. The transcript has 5 exons.